This is a messenger RNA of Schistosoma spindalis, 2361 nucleotides long. The record is from the annotation of a GenBank genome assembly. NCBI's taxonomy places the organism in Eukaryota, Metazoa, Platyhelminthes, Trematoda, Strigeidida, Schistosomatidae.
AUGGAUUUUAAACCCAUAAAUGAUUUACCAGAAUCAACAUAUUCAGAAUAUGCUUGUUUUGAUGUAUUGCGUUUAGCUACAGUACGUGGAGCUGAAUUAGCAUCUUUUGAAUCUAGUGUCAAUGUUUUAACUAGCACUGCACUUACUGGACUUCAACGACUACCUGUUCGUUUACGAAGACGCGCUGCAAGUCAUCGUAUCAAUAGAUUACCUCGUCGUUUUCACAAACAUCAUCAUCUUGCAAACCCUAAUGAGAAUGGUUCGAAGUCUGGGACAUUUCAAACUAAAAAUAAAUUGAAAUCUCGCCGAUAUCGUCGGCGUACAUUACGUCUUUUAGCUUUACAUGCACGUUUUAUUACAACAAAUAAACAUAAUAACCAUUUAAAAAAGGAAAAAUCAUUCUGGUUACCAACACAUAUAUGGCAUGCUAAACGAUUUCAUAUGAUUACAAAAUGGGGUUGGCGUUUACCUUAUGCACCAACGAAUAAAAUAUUCAAAGCAUGUUAUAGAGCAUCUCAUAAUGGUUGUUUAUUGUUUGACUUCAGUUAUCUUAAUUGUUUUCAAAUAUACGGACCUGAGAAUAUGUUAGUGAAAUGUUUAAAUAAUAUAUUUCAAUUAGAUUAUCAAGUUGAUUCUUGGCUUCCUGAAUUGUCCAACAUGAAAACUCCUUUAUGGUCAUGUGAACAAACUGGAAUUUUAUACGCAACUGAUAAAUAUGUUAAAGAUAUUUCUCGUCCAGUACUUGGACCUGUUCGUAUUCUAUGGGGUUCAUUAAAUUCACUAAACGAAGGCUUUCGUCAUAUUUGGUUAUGGCUUCACCCAGCAAUGUCUACAUCAGCUUGGGAUUUACUACAAACUUCUAUUAAAGAAGUCAAUUCUUUAAAUGAUACACAAUGUACACUUGAACUAGAUGAUGUAACUGGUUACUUUUGUCGUCUUCGUUUAAUUGGUCGACAAUCACAUGGAUUAAUCAGUGAUAUUAUUCAAUUGAAAAAUGGUAAUACACUUGAUGAAAAUUGGACAUCUUGGAAUAAUCUUUCCACAAAGAUACGUGAAGCUGUCUGUGUCCCACCGGGACUUGUUAUCAGUCUACAGGAUUGUGAAAAUUUCCGUUCUAAUAGGCCACGUUUGAAAAUUCGUAAUCGAAAUUGGUCUAUCAUGCCAAUCAAAUUAAGUGACAAUGAUCCUCAAAAUCAGGACCGAUCACGUACGAUUGAAUCGUUAAAUAACAAAUCUGGUUUCGUACUACCUUCUGGUAAACAAUUAUCUUGGUUAGAUAUUGAUAAAUUCUAUCCAAAUCACACUAAUUCACCUGAUCAACUACUUUCAACAAAAAUUAAUCUGGAAACUAAAAAAAACAGCAUAGAUGUUGUUUUGAUCCAGAAUAGUACACCGUCAUUGAUUCGUUCGUCACCUGAAACUGUUGGUUGGGAUAUAAUAUUACGACGAAAUUUUCCACAGUCAGAAAAUGAUUUAUUACUUCGUGGUUCUUUAACAGCGCGUGAUUUUCUCAUAGCUUGUGUUUAUCGAGGAGCUGAAGUUGGAGGUCUACGAGAUUUAUAUUAUUGGGCUGGACUUGGAACAUGUGCAGGUGGACGUUUUGAUUCAUUUCCGGAAACUCUAUGGCCUGAUACCUUAGCUGGUCGGAAAUCUGCAGAAAUUGUCACUAAAGAGAAGUUAGAUAAAUUUAUUCGUCUUCCAAGUAAUUUACGCCCUGAUUUUACUAAAUUCGGUAUUACUUGUCCAUUUGUUUAUCCGUGGUCUGAACUUAUUGCACAAAAUUCUAUACGUGUUGGAAAAACAACAGAUUCAAUUGUUUCAUCAACAAUUUCUAGCAAUGAUAAUGUAAUUACAUCUAGUUCAGUUAAUAAUAAUAAAUGGUUUGUUCUUCGUGAACCAGGAUUACUUCGUCUAGUUGUACAUAGAAUGAUCGUUGGAGAAAAUCGUGCUAAAUUAUCAUUACAACAAUUGUAUAAUUAUAAUUCAUUACUUUUAAAUGCAAUUAUUCUAGUUUAUUUGAAAACUGAACACCGAGGUGUACCACAGGAAUAUGCGCGUAUUUACGCAUUCUAUCCUGAUGAAUUUACUAGAAAAAAUUCAAGAGAGGAUAAUAGUAAUCCUGUGACUAAUUCAGCUGAUGAUAAGGAGUCUCCACAGAACUCUCAUCGUCUUCUAAUUGGCUAUGUUCAAGAUGGUGGUUAUGGUCAGUCAAUAGGUCGUGGAAUUGGAUUGGGUUUUAUCAGUUUAAGUGCUUUAUCAAAUGCUUUAAAUUUGAUUAACACUACCAAAAGAAUAAAAUAUUGCAUUCAAAAUCCUACGUCACAUCAAUCCUAUACUGUCAGACUUUCUGUAGUGAUUUAA